This is a messenger RNA of Thermothielavioides terrestris NRRL 8126, 1196 nucleotides long. RefSeq lists its product as uncharacterized. NCBI's taxonomy places the organism in Eukaryota, Fungi, Ascomycota, Sordariomycetes, Sordariales, Chaetomiaceae. The record is from RefSeq and is a predicted model, not a curated record. The transcript has 2 exons. Bases 379 to 948 code for a protein of 189 amino acids.
CCCACCUGUACGUCACUUGCAAGCUGAACCCCACCCUGCCAGGCUCACCUUCCCGAGUCAGCCCACCACCUUGAAUCAAACGUCUGGUGCCUGGAACGUAUCGUUGCUACCUGAUCUAAGUUCCGACGCGCGGAGUGGCAUAAUAAUCUUGACCUCUCCCGAGGCUCUCUGCCACACCAGCAUAUCCCGCCCUUCAGGCCUUCGCAGACCAGAGAAAGGCGCCGUCACCCCGCCAUUCUGGGCUGCUUCCAGCUGCUUCCGUUGUCAGAAGUCAACCACCAAUCACCCUCCCUCUGAGAACCGGGCAUCAGAACAUCAGAUCCGUGAUCCUUCUUCCUGGGGUCACAUUGGUAUCGAUCGCCGGUGAAAGCUCACAAAAUGGCGUCCCAAAAACGCAUCGCCAAGGAACUCGCAGAAUGCACCUCCUCGCCGCCGCCCGGCAUCACCGUCUUCCUGCCCAACGACUCGGACGUGCACCGGUGGCACGCGGUGCUGGAGGGGCCGGAGGGCACGGUCUACCAGGGCGGCCGGUUCGGGCUGGUCGUGACGCUGCCGGCCGAGUACCCGUUCAAGGCGCCGACGGUGACGUUCGCCACGCGCAUCUACCACCCCAACGUGACCAACGACAGCCUCGGCAACAUCUGCCUGGGCCUGCUCAAGCCCGAGAACUGGAAGCCGUCGACGCGCCUGGCCAGCGUGCUCGAGGCCGUGCGCGGCCUGCUCGUCGAGCCGCUGCCCGAGGACCCGCUCGAGGCCCGCAUCGCCGACGAGUUCCGGAACGACCGCCGCGAGUUCGACAAGAACGCGCGCGGCUAUGUGCAGCGGUACGCGAAGGGGCCGGUUAAGUUCGAGGGCUCGGGGACGGCGCCGGCGCCGGCGGAAGCGGGGGAUAAUAAGAAGGGAUCCAGCGGCAGUGGCAGUGGGAAUACCGGCACGAGCGGGUCGUAGGAUAAUAUCCGCCGCCCACGCGUGGGCGAGGUGGCGCGCGGUCGGCCGCAGCUGCGGAUGGCAGCCGCCGCCCAGGCUGCCGCGAUCACCGUGCAUGUACAUCCCGAACCCGCGUCCGGUCGCCCGCAGUUUUCGCGGCAGGCCGGAACCGCACGGCCGGAUGCUGUGGACCGCGGCGACUCUCCUGCGGCGAACGCACUAGCGCGGCAGCGACGGGACAUCGCAACCCCUCCUUCCCCCAGGGUGCA